AUGCUGCACCUCCCAACCAAGAAACGCAUCUACCUCGUCCGUCACGCACAAGCAGAACACAACGUGUUUAGCGACUGGGAAAUUCGCGACCCGACACUCACAAAGGUCGGGCAGAGGCAGGCGAGCGGCCUGCACCCGGCCACCAGGGACGGCGUGCAGCGUUCGGCCGAGCUGCUCGUGUGCUCUCCAUUGCGACGCACAAUGGAGACGAUGCUCCUUGGGUUUCCAGACCUCAAGACGCGUCUGGAGACCACUGGCAAGCCCGUCGUGUUGCUCGACCUCGCCCAGGAGGCCGGAGACCUCCCCUGUGACACCCCGCUGCACCCACCCGAGCACCUCGCUGCAUCCAACAAUGGCAUGUUCUCCGACCUGGACUUCUCCGGUCUGUCCCCAGACUAUGCCAGCAAGCAAGGCAUCUACGACCCGGACAACUGUGCCGAGCGCGCAAAGCUUGUCCGGCAUUGGCUGCGUGCCCGCCCCGAGCGCGAGAUUGUCUUGGUGGCACACGGCGAUAUUCUGCGGUACAUGGUAGACGGGCACCACUCGUCCCGGCCAUGGCGCAACGCCGAGCUCGUCGAGUGGACGUUUGCAUCGCACGACGACCCGGACGCCCUCCUCGUCCUCCCCGAAGCCCAUCCCCGCUUGUGA
This is a messenger RNA of Apiotrichum porosum, 648 nucleotides long. RefSeq lists its product as uncharacterized. The coding region runs from base 1 to 648 and encodes 215 amino acids. Gene Ontology annotation, molecular function: phosphatase activity. NCBI's taxonomy places the organism in Eukaryota, Fungi, Basidiomycota, Tremellomycetes, Trichosporonales, Trichosporonaceae. Gene Ontology annotation, cellular component: cytoplasm. The record is from RefSeq and is a predicted model, not a curated record. The transcript is spliced from 5 exons.